This is a messenger RNA of Pyricularia grisea, 1767 nucleotides long. RefSeq lists its product as uncharacterized. NCBI's taxonomy places the organism in Eukaryota, Fungi, Ascomycota, Sordariomycetes, Magnaporthales, Pyriculariaceae. The record is from RefSeq and is a predicted model, not a curated record. The transcript has 3 exons. The coding region runs from base 1 to 1767 and encodes 588 amino acids. Gene Ontology annotation, molecular function: serine-type carboxypeptidase activity. Gene Ontology annotation, cellular component: fungal-type vacuole. Gene Ontology annotation, biological process: proteolysis.
AUGAGAUGCCCUACGAGUCUGAUGGCCCUCGUGGCCAGUGGUUUGUCUGUGGUUGAGGGUGUUGUGAUUCAUUCUAGGGCUCUCCCUGGAGUGAAGGUUACUUACCAGGAGACCACCAUCUGCGAGACAACUCCCGGCGUCAAGGGUUACAGUGGCUACGUCACUCUCCCUGCUUCGCUGGACCCUGCCAUCCCCUUCGAGAGCAACAUGUUCUUCUGGUUCUUUGAGUCCCGGAAAUCCCCCACAACUGCACCGAUCACCUUGUGGCUUCAGGGCGGUCCCGGAUCGGCCAGCAUUGACCAGGCAGUGAGCGGUCACAACGGUCCCUGCUCAGUCAACGCGGACUCCAAGACGACCACACUCAACCCCAACAGCUGGAACACGGUCUCCAACAUGAUCUACAUCGACCAACCCGUGCAGACUGGCUUCUCCCACGACGGUGUGCUCAAGGAGGGUGUCUUGGAUACCCAGACUGGCGACAUCAACGUGACCAACCCGGCCAACCCAACCAAUUGGCUCACGGUCAAGGGAACCUUUCCCAGCGGCGACCAGACCCGGUUGGUCAACACGACCAGUACGGCGGCUAGGGCCAUCUACCACGCCAUGACGGCCUUCUUCGACGAGUUCCCGCAGUACCACCGCGACAAGAUCAACGUCUGGUCUCAGAGCUACGGCGGCCACUAUGCGCCCGCCAUCGCCUCGCUGAUCAACCAGGAGCAGGCGAAGCCGGGCAGCGUUCUGGGGACCUCGUCCAAGAAGAUCAAGAGGGCCACCACUUCCUUUGGCGUCGACUCGAUCGGUAUCAUCAACGGAUGGGUCGACCAUCUGACACAGGCCCCAUUCCUCAUGACCUACAACAACAACAACUCGUACGGGAUCAAGUCGUACUCGGACGACGUGGCAAAGAACCUUUCGGCCCAGUUCAACGCUGCCGGCGGAUGCAUGGAUCUGUCCAAGCAGUGCCGUCAGCUCAUAGUCGACAAGGACGCCGCCGGUUUCGCCACCGACCCCGAUGUUGUCAACACGUGCUACAGCGCCUCCAUCGCAUGCCUGACCGUUAUCGGCGAGAACGACGCCGCGUCGGGCCGCAACACCUUCGACCUCGCCCAGGUGCUCCCUCUCGGCUUCCCCUACCCUUACGAGGUCGGCUAUCUCAACGAGCCCAGUGUCAUGAGCGCCCUGGGCGUCAAGUUGAACUACACCAGGUCCAACAACGCCGCCACCAACUACGUCCUGGGCUCCGGUGAUCUGAUCCGGCCGUACAACGACGUCGUCGGCCAGCUGCUGGACCAGGGCGUCAAGGUUGCCCUGGUCUACGGCGAUCGGGACUGGCGCUGCAACUGGGUGUCGGGCGAGGCAGUCAGCCUGUCGGUCAAGUACAACGACAGCUCCAAGUUUUCUGCUGCGGGCUACACCGAUGUCAAGGUCGGAAACGGUGUUGCCGGAAAGGUGCGCCAGCACGGUCUGUUCAGCUUCACCAGGGUGUACAACGCCGGUCAUGAGGUCCCCAUCUACAAGCCCGCCGAAGCACUCGCCAUCUUCACGCGCACCAUCCAAGGCAAGGACGUCGCCACAGGAGAGUCUGAUGCAGCAGGAUUCACGUCAUCUGGCCCAUCUUCGGUCUUUGACGUCACGGUCAAGGCCGACCCUAUUCCCGCGCCUCUGUGCUACGUCCUCGAUGUUCCCAUCAACCAGCGCUGCACAGCGGACCAGAUCAGCGCCCUCGGGAACGGAACGGCUGUCGUCAAGGACUACAUUGUCAGCUAA